Daldinia decipiens is the source of this 1316-nucleotide messenger RNA. RefSeq lists its product as uncharacterized. The transcript has 6 exons. The record is from RefSeq and is a predicted model, not a curated record. The coding region runs from base 259 to 1131 and encodes 290 amino acids. Lineage: Eukaryota; Fungi; Ascomycota; Sordariomycetes; Xylariales; Hypoxylaceae.
CUAUCCAACUCAUCUCUUUUUUCACAACAUUUUCCACAUUCACAAACAUAGAUCUUCCACCAACAUCACAACUGUGAACUCACCCUCAUCCACACACGAACACACAUUUCACAAUUUUGCACGCUUUUUGAGCAUCCAUUUCUACGAUUUUCUACGGUUUCAUUUUGACAGCAGCAAUUCUUACCAUUCUUGGUUCACAGUCAACCGAUCUCAACAUAUCGACCUUUCGUCAUCAAUCUGCCUACGGCAUUAUCCAAGAUGAAGUUCUCUACGAUCCUUGUUGGCGCUGCUGCAGCCGUUGCUGCGGCUCAGGGCUCCGGCUUCCCUCAGGGCUUCCCUGAGUGCGGUGUCACCUGCGUCAACAACAUGUUGAGCCAAGCUUCCCAGCUUGGAUGUUCCGACGUCACCCCCUCGUGCCUCUGCACUAAACAGAACUUCAUAUACGGAGUUAGAGACUGCGCUACGGAGUCGUGCCCUGACCAAUCCGUCGCCCAGCAGGUCAUCCAGUACGGUAGUCAAUACUGCGCUGGUGUUGGUGUUGCCGUCUCUGGUAUUCCCUCUGCUACUGGCGAGAAUCCCAGUGCCUCCACUACUUUGGUUGCGACCGAUUCUCCCACCGCCAACCCUAGUUCCUCUCAGGGAUCAGCUUCGGCUUCAGCUUCGGCUUCAUCGGAUUCGUCCGCCUCGACGGCUUCUGAAGGUUCAACUUCCGGAGGAUCAGCAACUCAAGAGUCCAGCACUUCCGGUACUGGUGUUGUUGUUAUCCCUAUCACCACGGAGACCAUCUCGACUACUAUCAGCGGCAGCGAUGGCCCCAUCACCUCGGCGGUUGUUAGUACUGUCUUCUCGACUUCUGGAGCUUCCGCCUCGGGCAGUGCCACCUCUGGAGCCGAGUCUGGAUCUGUCACUACGGGUGUGAUCGAGUCGACUGUUACCACCAACGGCUCAACCCUGGUAAGCAGCAUCACCACCACUGGUCCGGCAAGCAGUGAAACAUCGGAGGGAAGCAGCGAGUCUGCCCCCAACGGAAGCGCCGAGUCUGCUUCAUCUACUUCGAAUCCCGCCGCACAGCGAACCGCAGCACCAGUUGGCCUCAUUGCUGCUGCUGGUUUAGCCGCUCUGAUGCUAUAAACAACUUGGUGAGCAAGUGAUUUGGUCAGGCUGAAUCUCAAUUCAGAAAAAAACGGCAUUUGGUUUGAGAGGGUAUGCAAACAGGUCACAUAAUAUUAUUGGUCGGUUAGUGUGAGGAUGAUUCACGAUAGCUGGGAAUUCCCCUUGACUUGAUGAUGCGAUGACUUCGAGGUUACGGGCGGCUU